AUGUCUUCUCGUCCGGAGCUCAACACCCAUAAAUUUUUUGCAGAUCGUUUCGCCGCUGUCCUUGCUCAGCAGGGGAACUCUCCCCGCCAUGUGUCGUCCAUGGGCUUUGGAGCCCUAGCCAUCACCGAUGGCUCGCCUUCUGCUGCUGCAGUUUCCGCUGCAGUCCCUUCUGCCACCGCGUCCCCUGUUGCGGUUACGACCCCUCUCUCCUCUGGCCAACAGGAGGUCAGACCUGCUCCUGUUGGCCUUCCGCACACGUCAGGCCGUACUGCCACUGUGGUAGAAAUCGAUGAUGAUGACGAUGAGGAGAUGGAUGGUGUUCGUCGUGGUGAAGAGACGGGUGUGUUGGUCGAUGAUGGUGAGAAGGGUGGUGCAGAUGAGGAUGAGGAGAUGGGUGAGCUCGAUGAAGAUGAGGAAAUCCUCAGUGUUGAUCUCGGUGAUCCAGCGCUGUUUGAGGAUAGAGAAAUGUGGGUGUCAGAGUUGGAAAAGUUAAGCCCUGUUCGUGAUAAUGAAGGUUCUCCCGAAUUCCGCGUACGGCUCCAGACCUCUUUCGGGAAGAAACGGGUUGCGUAUCAGGAGAAGAUGGAUGCUCUGGCUGAAAUUAAAGCCGAGAAACGUUGCCGUUCCCCUUCCGCCCACAACGAAGUAACCUCUCCUUCGGCGAAACGGGUCAAAGAGACCCCUCGGUCCUCUACAGGACAGGCUGAAUUGUUUCCCUCCCCUUCCCACGAGCCAGGGAGUGCUCGCAAGGCGUCGUUGCGAGAACAGGAUAGGCUAUGGCAGUUGUUUAUCGAUGAAAGGGAGCGAUGGGAGGUCGCAAGUAUCGAUGAGUCGUGUGAUAGAUGUCGGUUAUACGUUCAGCUACCAGAGGAAAUCCUUCCUUCCCUCGACCACCCCACUAUCGCUCUCGAUCCUCGGAUACCAGAGGAGGAAAAACAAUUAGCCACCUUCCGUUCCGUCAUUAUUGGCUUAACCACGCAAUUACAAGCCAAUAGACGAGAUACGGCAAAGCUCGUCGAAUAUUGUGUGAAGCUGGUCUCUGCGAUGAAUACUCUCUCUCGGACAAUGGCAACUCUUGUGAACUCCUCCGACAUAGGGCCAUUAGGGCGAACUGAGUUAGCUAGAGUCUCCCGAGAGCUCACAACGGACAUGAGCGACUUCUACCGCAAUCUCUUCGACUCUCCUUACCUCCUGAACCCCACUGAGUAUAUGCUCCCCCCUACACUGGACUGGUUAAAACCAUCUCAACCAGCUCGACUCAGUUCUCAGGAUGGUGCUUUCCUCGAUAUCCUAACUCUUCCCGCAGACUGUCUUAGAACACUUUGUCAGUUGUGGAAAUCACCUAGUCUGAGUGUCGCUCGUGAUCCUGCUCUCCACUCCGCUCACAUUCUCGCCUUUAAUACAGCAUGGAAGGAGACUCGGGCCCUCCGACGGGCGGUGGGACCGAAGGUUACUGAGAGUAGUUCUGGGAGUGGUCCUGCACCGGGAAACGAGGAACAGGGAGGAAGUUCGCAGCAUUGUAUGAAUUACUUCCUCGUUCGUGAUCUUACCACUCGUCCUUUCGUCGGCUUAUCCGGGUGA
Messenger RNA from Tremella mesenterica DSM 1558, 1581 nucleotides. RefSeq lists its product as uncharacterized. Bases 1 to 1581 code for a protein of 526 amino acids. The record is from RefSeq and is a predicted model, not a curated record. Lineage: Eukaryota; Fungi; Basidiomycota; Tremellomycetes; Tremellales; Tremellaceae. The transcript is spliced from 5 exons.